Molecule: messenger RNA, 1572 nt
Organism: Zerene cesonia (dogface butterfly)
Lineage: Eukaryota; Metazoa; Arthropoda; Insecta; Lepidoptera; Pieridae
Gene: Ugt2
Product: UDP-glycosyltransferase UGT5-like
Exons: 5
Coding region: 1-1572 (523 amino acids)
Molecular function (GO): UDP-glycosyltransferase activity
Source: RefSeq, a predicted model, not a curated record
AUGUGGCUACGUCGAAUUAGUGUGGUGUUUUUAUUAUUCAUUGCUAGUAAAGGAGUUCAAAGCGCAUCUAUAUUAGCACUUUUUUCUUCCUUGUCCUUCUCUGAUCACCUCGUAUUCAGGAGUUAUAUUUCUCUUCUUGUUCAACAAGGACAUUCUGUUGUCAUGAUGACCCCAUAUCCAGGUAACUUUAAUCCUCAAGAAUUGGAAAGAAUAGUAGAACUCAAUGUUGGAACUGAAUCGGCGCCAUUUUGGGAGGAAUACAAGAGACUAUAUACUGAUACUGACGACUAUUUUCCUCGAUUGAAAAGCAUAAAUGAUUUAUCUUUAAAAUUAGCCAUUGCUCAGCUAAAAUCGAAAGUGAUGACAUCCCUGCUAAUUAACCCAAAUGUUAAAUUUGACCUCGUCAUAACAGAAGCUGAUGUACCUCUUUUGUAUGCGAUUGCUGAAAAAUAUCAAACUCCACACAUUUCUAUUACUGCGUCGAGUGGAAAAGUCCACCAGUAUGAAUCUAAAGGCACUCCCAUUCAUCCCAUACUUUAUCCAGAUGUCAAUGCCUUAAACCACAGAAAUAUAACGGGGUGGCAAAAAAUUGUUGAGCUCUAUCGUCAUUUCAGCACAAGAAAUGAAUAUUACAAUAAUUACCUUCCCCUUUGCGAUGUUGCUGCUAAGAAAAUGUUUGGACUCAAAAGAGACUUAAUAGAGGUUGAAUACGAUAUCGACAUAUUGUUAAUAGCUAGUAAUCCACUUUUAAUCGGUAAUAGACCAACUGUUCCAGCAAUUUCUUUCGUCGAUCGUCUUCAAAUUAAGCCAGGAUACCCCUUACAACAGGAUUUGAAAAUAAUUUUAGAUUCAGCGCCGAAAGGUGUUAUAUAUUUCAGCUUCGGUGCAAUUCAGGAACCUGAACAUCUUUCCACCAGUAUACUACAAACUCUAGCUGAUGCGUUUCGAGAGAUGCCGUUCACAAUACUGUGGAAGAUUGGCAAUGCGACAGUGGUGAAUUUGCCAGAAAACGUAAUAACCAAUGUUUGGUUUCCUCAACAGGAAAUUUUGGCUCACCCUAAUGUUAAAGCUUUUAUAACACAUGGCGGGCCACGUUCCUUAGAAGAGGCGAUUUUCUACGAAGUUCCUAUAAUUGGGUUACCAACAGUGCGUUCUAGAAAAGUUUUUAUUAGUGAAAUAACUCGAUAUGGAACAGGAGAAAUUUUGGAUAUUUAUUCUUUAGACAAGGAGACUUUGAAACAAGUGGUGGCUGAAGUAGCAACCAACAAUAAGUAUAAGAAUGAUAUGAUUAAAUUGAAAAGUAUGGUUGUGAGCCCCGUGAUAUCCGGUCCCGAGAACGCUGUCUGGUGGACGGAAUAUGUUCUACGCAAUGGAGGCGCGAAGUAUCUGCGUUCUCCAGCAGUUGGAAUAACAUUCGUUAAAUACUAUAUGUUAGAUAUCGCUAGCAUCUUGAUUUCAAUAUCGUUUACUUUACUUUUGGCAACCUAUUUCAUUUUGCGAGCAAUUUUCAGACGACUUUGUUCCCGCUUUGUAAAUAAAUUUGGUAAUACAGGAAAAUAUAAAGCAUUGUAA